UUUUUUUUGGCUUCCAGACGGGGUCAAAAUGUUGUCUCCUAGCUCAGGGAUGAUUUGGGAUGAGUGAUGUCCUGUUUGGUAUCCUGUUUGGUGACAUCUCUUUCCCCGUCUCUCUGUCUUUCAGUUAGUCACUCCCUUCUAGGUACCUACACUGCAGUGAAUACUGAUGAGUUCACUUGUGUCCUGUGGCUUGAUGGUGAAGCAGUCGACUCCUACAGUAACAAUGGCCUGGCCAGUGUGCCCCGUAGAAAUUGGAUGUGUGAAGAGCCAGGCCAUUCUCUGUGGAAUUCUGUCAAACUCCGUAAUAUGGAGCACUGGGACAGAGGCAGAACUGACAUCUUAAAAAAAUACACAGGACUUAACCUGUCUGGUGCUGCCGUCCUGCAGGGGAGAUUGGGCUGUGAGAUCGAGAGAAACUCUGACUCUGGUAUAAGUCUUAUGAGGACCUUUGCUCAAUACGGAUGGAACGGAGAAGACUUCCUGUCCUUCAACCUCAGCAGGCUUCAGUGGGAGGCUUCAGCAGGAUCUGCUGUCCCCAUGAAGAGGAAGUGGAACAGGGACCAGGACAUCACCAUGGAAACUAAGAACUACAUAGAUUACAUCUGUGUGCAUCACCUGUUGAGAAGUUUGUCCUUUGAAGCAGAGGAGAGCCAGGAGACAGUUCAGCCCACAGCUGCAGUAUUCGCUAAGAGAUCCCUGAACCCUGGGAAGGUUAUUCUGACCUGCCUAGUUUCAGGAUUUCACUGCAGAGACACGACGGUGGAGGUUUAUCAGGAUGAUGACAUCAUCACUGAAGAAGACGGCCUUUUGUCCUCUGGGAUCAGACCAAACGGGGAUGGGACCUGCCAGCUGAGAAAGAGUUUGGACAUCUCUAACAGCACUGAGGCAUCGCAUAGCUGUGAAGUCCUGUUCAGAAGUCUUAAACAACUGGUCAAAUGGGAUGGGAAGAUAUGGGACCGGGCUGCACCAAGACAAGGCUACAACACGAGACGUCACUACUGGUGGCUUAUUAUGCCACUUUUUGGGUUUUUCAUCUUGAUACUGGGAGUGAUCUACAGAUGGUACACUGCACACAGAGAGAGAUUGAUUGACGCCAGCGAGAACAGCCAGCCGGAAGCGGGCGUCCCUGCAGGAGAUGCACUACGAGUCGAACCCGGACCACGCCGAGUCGCGCUUGGAGGAAGACUCCGAGGCCGAGCCCUUCUCCGAAAGUGAGGGGCUCAUCUCCGUGGACGGGUCGAAGACGAGGGAGGUCCAGUGGCACAUGAAGGAGGCUGCCAUGUUUGACUACGGGCUUUAGGCACCAGAGUGUGCGCACCACUGAAGUGUACUUCACUGGUGCAUGCUGGGUACCUAAACGUAAAGGAUCACGCAGAUCACACAGUAAACGCAGAGCAGUGAAGUUAACCCGUGGGGCUGGGCUCACGAACUGUGACUUUACUGGCUAGCUGCAGGAAUUUGUGGACUCGUAAAGUCAAGAUUUAGCCAUGGCUACACGUUUAUGUAGUGGCAAAGAGGAAAAUAAGUUUCUGAGUACAUUAACCUGUAAUGUGGAUGUUUGUGCGAAUACCGGUUUGUGUAUACAUGUAUUGACUGGGGUGUGCUGAAAUAGCCUUGCUCUCCAGGGUACAAGUCUAUCUACAGGCAUUCAUGUAAUUGUUCAGUGACAGAAGACCUUCUAUCCGAGUAGGUAAUGGAGUAGGUAAAGGUGCUACUUAUCCGGGAAUCUUGAAAAUAAUGUUUUUGUGUCACAAAGAAGCAACAUUAAAAAUAUGUUUGUCCAGGCACCAAAUAUGACCUAUCCCAGGGAGCCUUAACUAAGGUUACUCCAUCUGUUCAGUGAAACCAUCUAAAUAUCCCAGACCGUGACCCCUCUGUUAUUUAUAUGAAGUAACACUAGGGUCCAUCUGGACACUGACUCAAACAGAUAUCCCGGAGCAGCUGCACUGUCAGCUAGAAACCCUAUCGAUACGCACAGGAGGUAACCCGCUUAGUGUUGCCCCAGGGCCGCAUACAAGGCCAAUACACUGACUGGUCCUCGCUACGCCUUGGAAUACCAGCGGGUUUGUGCUGGCCGUGAUGUCCGCGAAAGGAGUUCCUGUGUCAUGCGUAUUAUAUUAGGUUAACCAUAUACGUUGAGAACCAUUCAUAAUCAUAUCGUGUUUAUAUUUAGAAGCAUACAGCAGGUCUUGUUACAGCUAUAGGUUUUAUCAUCUUGUGUGUUGUAUUAGGUUAGCAUUUUAUCGUGCAUAAUCACUGUUUAAUCUCUCUAUUAGAAUUUGUUAUUGUUAUAAAAUUAUCCACUAACAAACUCAUACAGAGGUAUUUGAAUUCACCAAUAUCGAACGAAACUUCCCUCGAAUGUAUCUGUUACGUGAUUGUGGUGUGGGGAUGGCUGGUUUAAGCAGCCCUGGGUCAAGCUAAUUCGACCUGGCUAGUUAGAUAAUUGGCCAGGCUAAUUGGGCCCAGGAGCAGGAGUGGCUGCACCUGUGCGUAGUGAGGUAAUCAGUGCGCACAGGUUAAAUCUGCCAUCCCCACCCACACAAAGGAGCCUCUCUGUCAUGACAGUGUUUUACAUCUGCUCCUUGGCAGUAACAUCUUGCCAAACCCUUGUAAAUAAAUGUGGACUAUUUGAACAUCGUCUCCCUGUGUCUCUGUGCUGGAGGGCCCCUAGGAAAGCCACUUCGGUGGCCUGUGGCAGGUGUGUUUGCCACAGUGAUUAAGGUUGAGUGAUUUGUGGCUGUUUUGGGUUCCGUAUUCUAACAGUGAUGAGUCACAGUGGUGUCGAUUCGUUCCUUUUGAACUCAUCUUAUUGGUGAAUGGAGAGGAACUGCAGUUAAGACUCAUUUUCAAGUUACAAAAGUUACUGUCUGAAAUUGUCUUUCCACACGCUCAUUGCGAGCCGCGACGGCAGCGGUUUGAAUCCAACCACCGACCUUUGUCGCACGUCUCUUCCGCUCUCUCUCCUUCCUGUUUCUCUAUGCUGUUGUCUAAUAAAGCUGAAAAAAGCCCAAAAAAUAAAAAGUUAUUCUCUUAAAAGGAAACACCACACCUAAUACAGAAAUGGGGAACUGAUUUUAUUACCAGUUAAAUGAUGUGCAACAUUACAUCUGUUUGUACGGCUGCCUGAAAAACCAGUAUAAAUUUUUUUUAUUUUAUUUUUAUUUUUGGUGUUUGAGGUGGAAACACAGGCAGUUCCGGUUCGGGGGUUGGUUGGCAUGGUGCCAAGGGAUCGUUGAUCAGUCCCAUGAAAAGCAGAGUCCCUAAGAGGCGAGAGAGAGUUUUAAUGUUCAGUAGAACACAUUCAGUUACCGCCACUGUCGUUAGGAUUUACCGAUUUGGCACGAACCAGAACCCAGAACACAAUCUGACACAAAAAAAGAACAAAUUGUACACACACACACACACGCCGGGUGGCCUAUUUUUGUUUUUGCAUUUUGUUUGACUGAGAGGAGACUGGAUUGGCUGUGCUUUUUCUGUGAUGUCACGUGGAAUUUUCAGAAGCUAGGCGACGCAGGGGUUUUCUCACCAGGUUAGUGGUGAAGACACACACAGCUUUUUUUUUUUUUUUUUUGCUCAAAUCGGGUAGAGCGCAUAAAAUUUACAUCAACGGUAACAGCACUUCAGCCGCAACACAACCUUUAGAUUUGAUGUUCUUUCCCUUUUUUAAAAAACAACUAAUGGGUGACAUACCUGUGGGGUUGUGUCGAAUGAGGAAGAGGAAUGGUCUGUCUAUGGUCACCGGUGGUGGGGAAGAUCUGGUUAACAGGACCGAAGCUUGAAAAGAGAGGGGGGGGGAGGGGGGGGAGCAAAAUGCACUGAAUUAAAACACACCCCCGAUGGGACGGGCCUCCCUGUUUGUUUUCCAGUGACCACCUCAGUGACAUUUGACAUUGAGUUCUGAGUACCAGGAAACUCCAGCACGCUCUGCGGCUCUCUGGGGACUGUCAUAGGGAAACCCCCUCACCCGUGGCGACUGAUGCUUUGGUUCCGUCUUCAUUGACCUCCAUUUUGGCUCUCUGGACAGCCUUGGAGACAUACACUGGCUCUGAGCCUAAGGAAGGGGGGGGGGGUAGUUAACAGUUACAUGUCAUAGUAACACAGCCUUUGAAAUAUAUCAAGUGUGUUUGCUGAUAGUAUUAACUGUCAUUUUCUUUUCUGCCUUGAAGGGGGUGCUGGAGAGCCAUUUUCAUUAAAAUGGAAUGGCACAGAAUUAGUAGCAGUGGUUGUUUUUUUCCCUCAUUGUAAACGUGAAUACCUUGUCGGCAGUUCGAUCUAAAUGUCAAGUAAACUUAAAAAUAAACAGAAUCUUUUGAA
Messenger RNA from Anguilla rostrata (American eel), 4317 nucleotides. RefSeq names its product major histocompatibility complex class I-related gene protein-like. Gene Ontology annotation, biological process: immune response. The record is from RefSeq and is a predicted model, not a curated record. Gene Ontology annotation, cellular component: external side of plasma membrane. The transcript has 5 exons. Bases 67 to 1215 code for a protein of 382 amino acids. NCBI's taxonomy places the organism in Eukaryota, Metazoa, Chordata, Actinopteri, Anguilliformes, Anguillidae.